AUGGCGUAUGCGAUUAUAAAAUGGUGUGGUCGUGUCUUAUGGUUCAUCCUGUUCGAAAUUCAGCUUGGAGCCUUUGUGUUUUUCCAGUUCAUAGGACUUCUAAAUAGUGGGUGGUUGCAUUCAGUUUUGCAGCUCGUUGCUAUAGUUUUGGUUUUCCUCCUGUAUUUCUUCAUCGUUUCAGUGAUUAUUCUAGCAGAAGCGACAUGGAGUGAUGGAUUUAUUCUUCCCCAGUUAUUUUUUGGAUGGAAGUUGUACAUUGGCUUUGUUUUUGUGCCAAAUGUAAUGGGUAUAUUUGGUGGAUUUGCCGUUUAUAAGGCGGAAGAUUUACAAACAUCCGGUAUAAAUAGUUUAACGUUAACGGUAUGCGCAACACCUAUCCUGCUUCUGCUGUUGUUGAUCACCGCGGAUGAUUCGUUCAGCUCCAGAAGUCACAAAGAUCUUGUCCGGAAUUUAUCCAUCCUGAUGGUCAUUGAUCUCAUCGAUGGCAUUGAAAUGUUGGACAGUACUCUAAAAGGCAAUUCCUAUGGAAUUCACAAGAGCUUUCUGACCUUAGGCGCCGUAAUGAUCAUUGUUUUGUCAUCAUUCCAAAUGGCUGAAUACAAAUUCGUUCGAGGGGAGCUCAUCAUGGAGCAACCGAUUUACACAGCAAUCGUUACCCGCCAUAUUUUCGUGAUAAUCCUGAACUUGGUAUUCCUGAUCGUUCGUGUGAAGGUUUCCAGGCCCAUCUUAGUCAUCUUCAAGAACUGUAUUAUCAUAACAUUGUCUGUAAUACAAAUCUGCUCUCUGACAUAG
This is a messenger RNA of Porites evermanni, 792 nucleotides long. The record is from the annotation of a GenBank genome assembly. Lineage: Eukaryota; Metazoa; Cnidaria; Anthozoa; Scleractinia; Poritidae.